Messenger RNA from Symbiodinium pilosum, 1260 nucleotides. The record is from the annotation of a GenBank genome assembly. NCBI's taxonomy places the organism in Eukaryota, Dinophyceae, Suessiales, Symbiodiniaceae.
AUGUUUGGGGUCGUUGCCGAGUUCUUUGGCCUGAGCGGUAAAGGCUGUUGUGGCACUCCGGGAAACAGUUCCAGCUCAGAUGCAGUCCUUGUCGUGGACAGCUCUGCGUUUGCAGAGGCAGAGGAGGAGGUAAAGACUUUGCCAUCUUCAAAAGCACUUGAAGAUGCUACUGGCAAGACUCCGACCACGACCUGCGGGCUUAGCUUUGGGGAUCCCUCGCCAUCCAGCUGGGGGGCUUCACCAACCUCUCCGGAUGUCGAGGACUUUUGCCUCUCGAAACCCGCAUCCUCUCUAGCUGCAGGUGCUUCAGCGUCGGCCUUCGAGCUUGAGGCUUAUCAGCUCCCUGAGUUGCCAGACAAGGCUCCGCUAGACGAAGAUCAGGUUGUGGUCUUGGGCCUGAUUGCACGCAUGCAGAAGGCCAAGGCGAACCUAGAGGCUUUACGAGAACGAGUUCAGGUGGAGAUCCUCCAGGGUCGAGUUCCUGAGAGCCCGGCUGAAGAACGAGAGCUCGGAUUUUAUGCCACCUCCACGCUGAUGCGUUACUUGUGCAUGCAAGAUGGUGACGUCAACAAGGCGUUCAAGGCUAUGAAAGACACCAUGGAGUGGAGGAAAAAGACCUUCCAUCCAGCGCUCUUUCCACAGAACUCUCGGCUGCCUUGCUGCCGGGCCUGCAUGAGGGAUCCUCUGUCCCACUGCUUCUUAUGUGUUGGCAAGGAUGUUCUUGGCCGUCACGUGAUUUACUCUUGCACUGGGCGUGCCGCCAACAAGACCCCAGAGGAUGGCAUUGAGCACAUGGCAAGUGAGCUGGAGAGGCUCUUCAAGAACUCCACGUUGCCUGGCUCGAUUGCCUGGAUCGUGGACUUCGCAGGCUUUGGCUUUGCAGACUGUAAUCCAAAGAUUGGUGCUCUUGCCUUCCCGAUGUUCGCCAGCCACUACCCAGAGAGAUUUGGGCAGAUCGUGUGUCUCAGCUUACCAUACGCUUUCUAUCCGAUCUAUGCCGCUGCUAGCAAGAUCUUCGACAAGGAGACCAUGGCAAAGGUGAAAAUCCUCAAAGGGGAUAAGGAUUGGAAAAGGUAUGGUGAUGCAUACUGGAGCCACGAUCCGGGGAUGAGGAGAUGGCUGGAUGCGGCCGUGAAAUGCAAGGGAGUGCCCGGAGGCUUCCCUUCCGCAGAGUUCACCCAAGAAUUGCAGCGGACGGAGGCCACGGAGACUUCCAUUAGGAUUUUGGAACGGUGCUCUGCUUUGCCGGCGAAGCACUGA